AUGGCAAAAAUUCAAGACCUAAAGAUCGAGGAACUCAAACAGGAGUUGGAGAAGCGAAAUUUAGCAACCUCCGGAAGGAAAGUAGAGUUACUAUCACGGCUGCGAGAGGCUAUGGAAAAGGAAGGUAUCGACGUUGACAAAUACGACUUUCAUCGUGAGGACGAUACGCCAUUAACGAAGAACGAACAGAAGGAUGAGGCUGAUUGUUCGUCGAAGGGUUUGCAGCAGAUAGCCGGUAAGGGUGAAGAACAGCAAAAGGCUCCUAGUUCAUCAACAGGUAUGAANUGCGGCAACAUGAUGCAGGAACAGAGGUCGCAGUUGUCUGCAGACGUUUCCUCACAGAUGCAAGCGUUGGAGACACGUAUAUCUUCAGAGGUAUCAGCGCAGGUGUCAUCGCAGGUGUCAUCCCGGUUAGAAACUCAGCUACAGGCACAGAAGGAACGCAUAUCAUCACAGCUGGAAGCACAGGAUGAAAAAAUUACUCUAAUACAGGACAAAAUUGAAGAGAGACUGGAGAAAGUCGAAGCAAAGGUAGAAGAAUUGGAAGGACGUCUUCGUGAUUUACAGUUGAAUCGUCCAGCUACUUCGACGAGCGCACCGAAGCACUUCGAAGAGGAGUGGUAUUAA
Rhagoletis zephyria (snowberry fruit fly) is the source of this 627-nucleotide messenger RNA. Its product is annotated as SAFB-like transcription modulator. The record is from RefSeq and is a predicted model, not a curated record. NCBI's taxonomy places the organism in Eukaryota, Metazoa, Arthropoda, Insecta, Diptera, Tephritidae.